AUGACGAUUCCAAUAAUUGAUCUUAGUCCAUUAUGGGAUUCAACUUCUACAGGUUUAUCAAAAGUUGCACAAGAAUUUACUUGUGCAUUUCAAGAUAUGGGCUUUGCUUAUAUUAUUAAUCAUCGUGUACCACAAUCUAUUAUCAAUAAAGUUUUUAUUCAACAUCGUCGUUUUCAUGCAUUACCAUUAGAAGAAAAAAAUAAAAUUCGUUUAAAUCAAUGGCAUAGAGGAUAUCUUCCAUUAGCAUCAUAUCAAAUUAAAUCUGAAUCAAAAUCUAAAGGUAUAUUAGUUGAAGAUACAAAAAAAAUUGUUAAAGCACCAAAUCAAAGUGAAUCAUUUAUUAUUAAUCAUGAACAUUUUGAAGGACCAUCCGAUUUAAAAGAAGAAGAUUUAUAUAAUCGAUAUUUACAAGGUCCUAAUCAAUGGCCACAUGGCAUGCCAGAUUUUCGUAAAGCUGUAUUAGAUUAUUAUUAUGAAUUAAUAAAAUUAGCUCUUGAAUUAACUAAAGUAUUUUUUGCUGCAAGUGAAACUGAUUUUGAUCGUUUUGCAUCACAUUUUCAACGACCAUCAAUUGGUUUACGUAUGCUUCAUUAUCCACCACAACCAUCAUCAAUACCAGAAGGUGUUUUUGGUAGUGCACCACAUUGUGAUUAUAAUUUUAUGACUAUUUUAUCUCAAGAUGAUGUCGGUGGUUUAGAAGUAAAAGCACCAAAUGGUGAAUGGAUAUCAGCACCAAAUAUGAUUUCAUCAAAUGGUGAAACUGCUUUUCUAGUUAAUCUUGGUGAUAGUGCUUCGAAAUGGACAAAUGAUUGUUUACGUGCAACUCCUCAUCGUGUUAUUAAUCGUUCGGGUCGUGAUCGUUAUUCUAUUGCGUUUUUUUGGGAUCCACAACUCGAUUUCAUUAUUGAUACUCGUGAUUUAGGAACACGAUGGUGUCCAGCUGAUAAAGAACCAAACUAUAAACCACAAACAUAUGGACAACAUUUAAAAAAUUUAUUAUCUAAUAAUUAUGCUGAAUUAUAUAAAACAAUUGAUGGUGCUAGUAAUGAAGAUAGUGACAAUUUAAAAAAGAAUUCAACAUAA
Molecule: messenger RNA, 1083 nt
Organism: Rotaria sordida
Lineage: Eukaryota; Metazoa; Rotifera; Eurotatoria; Philodinida; Philodinidae
Source: the annotation of a GenBank genome assembly